CAAAAUCAUUUCUAUUCGAUUAGCCUCUGGGUUCCUGCUUCGCACUGGUCGUUUUGAACUUCCCUCAGUCCCACUGUGCGUCUGUCUGCAUGGACAACAUGAACUCGUUUGUGGAGUACUCCAUUUGUAACAGACCGGGCCCUGGCGCGUAUUCUGCGCCCAAAUCUGGACACCACCAUCAUCUGCAUCACCCUCUCCAUCCGCUGGAGCACCAGCAUCAGAGCUUCCCGAUGACCUCGGGCGCCUUCCACGCGGGCCCCACCGGCUCUCCGUCUCCAGUUAACGGAACGAGAAGUGACAACACGAGUUACACGGCGGACGCACGGCUGUACGGGGGCACCGGCGCGGGCGCCUGUGGUGGAGGGGUGCAUGGGGCCACAGGGGCGACCCAGCCUCAACAUCAUCCGCAGCAUCACCAUGAGCAACAGCAGCAUCAGCAGACGCACAGCGGCUACCAUCACCAUCCUCACCUCCAUCAAGGCCAAAGCCUACAAAGCGGAAUAUUGCAUCACUAUAAUAAUGGGAAUAACGGCAACAGCGGGGCCUAUGCCGGCCAGGCAUGUGCUGCAAACUCUGAGUAUGUUGCCGCGACGGGACCUCCCAACACCGUUCACCCUCAGUAUUUCAUGGAGGAGUCUGUGGCCUCCACCUACUACCAUCAAUCAACCUUCCCCAGCUCGGCCCCCAGCUAUGGCGCCCUGGCAGGGGCCUACUGCGGGCCUCAGGGCGCUCUGGCAGGGCCACAGUACCCCCAGCAGCUCGGCGGGGGUCUGGAUGCGGCGAGCUACUUGGGGCUUCAACACGGGGGAGGUUACGGGGAGCUGCCGGUGUCUCAGGACCGAGAGAGGGGGGAUGAGGAGGGCCAGCAGGCCGGGCAGGGACAGACCUUCGACUGGAUGAAGGUGAAGAGGAACCCGCCGAAGACAGUGAAAGUGUCGGACUUUGGCCCGGCGGGCGCCCACAACAGCGCCAUGCGCACCAACUUCAGCACGCGGCAGCUGACGGAGCUGGAGAAGGAGUUCCACUUCAGCAAGUACCUGACGCGGGCGCGGCGCGUGGAGAUCGCCGCCACGCUGGAGCUCAACGAGACGCAGGUGAAGAUCUGGUUCCAGAACAGGCGCAUGAAGCAGAAGAAGCGAGAGCGGGAGGGCGCGUCCACCGCGGCUCGCUCCUCCUCCUCCUCGUCGUCCUCCUCCUCCGGUGCCGGCGGGGGCUUCGGCAAGGACCUGGAGGACACCGACCACUCCUCCGCGUCUGCGUCUCCGGGCGCGUCGUCGAGCUCAGAGACGUAGUCAGACGGUGCCUGGUUCUGCAGAGCCACCCACUGUUUCAUACAUUCGGACCUACUCUCAAAGUAG
This is a messenger RNA of Scophthalmus maximus (turbot), 1358 nucleotides long. RefSeq names its product homeobox B1a (gene hoxb1a). Gene Ontology annotation, biological process: regulation of transcription by RNA polymerase II. Gene Ontology annotation, molecular function: DNA-binding transcription factor activity, RNA polymerase II-specific; RNA polymerase II cis-regulatory region sequence-specific DNA binding. Lineage: Eukaryota; Metazoa; Chordata; Actinopteri; Pleuronectiformes; Scophthalmidae. Gene Ontology annotation, cellular component: nucleus. The transcript is spliced from 2 exons. The record is from RefSeq and is a predicted model, not a curated record.